Elgaria multicarinata webbii is the source of this 2619-nucleotide messenger RNA. RefSeq names its product choline kinase beta (gene CHKB). Bases 11 to 1153 code for a protein of 380 amino acids. Gene Ontology annotation, molecular function: ethanolamine kinase activity; choline kinase activity. Gene Ontology annotation, cellular component: cytoplasm. NCBI's taxonomy places the organism in Eukaryota, Metazoa, Chordata, Lepidosauria, Squamata, Anguidae. The record is from RefSeq and is a predicted model, not a curated record. The transcript has 11 exons. Gene Ontology annotation, biological process: phosphatidylethanolamine biosynthetic process; CDP-choline pathway.
CCGCGGGACGAUGGAGGCGCCUGAAGACGACGGGACCGGCAGGGACUUCUCGGUGCCCAGCUCGCCGCGCGGCUCCCCGGCCGUGCCCGGGCCCACGCGCCUGCGCGCCUUCCUCUGGUGCCGCGAGUUCCUGGCCGGGGCCUGGCGCCGCCUGGCGGGGCCCGGAGAGCUCGGCAUCGCCCCCGUCAGCGGGGGGCUCAGUAACCUCCUGUACAAGUGCACCCUGCCCGAGCACGUUGCAACUGCCGAGAAUGAACCACGCCAGGUUCUGCUGCGCAUCUACGGCGUCAUCCUUCAGGGCGUCGAUUCACUGGUCCUUGAGAGCGUCAUGUUUGCCAUCCUGGCCGAGCGGGCGCUGGGGCCGCGACUCUACGGCAUCUUCCCUCAGGGGCGCCUCGAGGAAUACAUCCCGAGCCGCCGCCUGCUCACUGAGGACUUGCUGGAGCCCAGCAUAUCGGGGGAGAUUGCCAUGAAGAUGGCUCGCUUCCAUGACAUGGUGAUGCCCUUCAACAAAGAGCCCAAGUGGAUGUUUGGAACGAUGGACAGGUACCUGAAGCAGAUCUCGGAGCUCACCUUCGCCCAGGAAGCCCAGCUGCGGAAGCUCAAUAAGCUGAAGGCCUACAACCUGGAGGCAGAAAUGCGCAGCCUCAGGGCUGUGCUUGAAGCCACCUCGUCCCCUGUGGUUUUCUGCCACAAUGACGUGCAAGAAGGGAACAUUCUGCUCCUAGCCGGGCGCGAGGCUUCCUCCAGCGACCGUCUCAUGCUGAUUGACUUUGAGUAUAGCAGCUACAACUACCGGGGCUUUGACAUCGCCAAUCACUUCUGUGAAUGGGUCUACAAUUAUGCCCACGACCAGUGGCCUUUCUAUAAAUCCAGCCCGGAGAACUACCCCAGCCGUUGCCAACAGUUGCAUUUCAUCCGGUGCUACCUGGAGGAGGCAGCUGGGAAGAACGCACCCCUCUCACCCAGCGAGCAGGAGCGGAUCGAGGCUGAGAUGCUCGUGGAGAUCAGUCGGUUCACGAUGGCUUCGCACUUCUUCUGGGGCCUGUGGUCCAUCGUGCAGGCCAAGAUCUCCACCAUCGAGUUUGGCUACCUGGAGUAUGCGCAGUGCCGCUUUGAGGCCUAUUUCCAGCAGAAAGCACUGUGUGAGUGACCCCGGCCUGUCCUGUCCUGCUUCUGCUGCCAGAGGCUGGCCUGGCCGGCACGCAGGAUGUCAGCUCCGCAUGGACCUCGAGGGACGUCGCCCACGGACCAAUCUCCCCAAAGACAGAAGGGUUGGCUGGCCAGCCCGGGUUCCCCAACUGAGACUGUGUGCUUUUGGAUGCGGGUUGGGAGAGGCCCGGCCCACUUGCUCUGGGACCCCCCCCCCCCCGGGGUGCUCACAAAUGUGAAGGGCCUGGUCAGUGUCAGGCUUGGCUUCUGACAGAAGGUGUGGGUGGUAACAAAUUGGCCCUUGGGGCCAGGGCGGGGAGGCAGUCGAUCCCUGCACUUUGGGAGAGGGAGGGAGUGGCUGUGCCCCCGGGGCCCCUCCUGCUUCCUUUGGGCUUUCUGCCAUCCUUUGCCCCCCACCCACACUUUCCUUCCAUCGCCUGCUGCCUCCACAGCCGUGCCUUCCCUUGGCCACACGCUUGUUCCUUCCCCAGAGAGAGAGGGAGGGAGGGAGGGAGUUCUGCUCCCUCUUUCCCAACCACUUUCCCUUCCUGCACCCCAGACCUGAUUGCCCACAGCUUUCUUGGCUGUCUUGGUGCUGGUUGCCAACUUGCCCGAUGUGAUGCCGUGGGGGGGGUGCAGUCUGGGAGAGGGAGCUGCGUGCCGUUUGCUGGGAGCCGAGGACUGGGGGGUGAGCCAGCCCACCCCUGCCUUGGGAUCCAUGCCUUGGGGUUUGCACUUGCCCUUGGCCACGGCCACCGCGUUACAAUCCUGCGCCUGUGUACGGUAUUGUAGGAGAACGUGGUGGCCAGACCCAGGAUGCCACGAGCCCCCGAGAGCCGCUGAGAACAGAGCAGGAGGGGCAGAGGCCCGCCGGGCCCUCGAUGAUCUGCACGCUGCCUGUUUCUCAACGGGAGGGGAGGGGAGGGUGCUCUGAAGGUCUUCUGUCCCCACAUAGGGGCUUGUAAUCCUAGCCCACCUGUAGGUGCAUCUCUUGCCCGUUUUCCAUAGGGUGGGAUGGCGGUUGAAGAGGCCAGUUUUGGGAGAGUUGCUCCUGCAGGUGCCUCCCCCCCCCUUGCCCUACGGCACCGUCCAGCCUUCCUGGUGGCCACAGAAUUUCCAGUGUCCCCGUGUUCCUUGGACCUGCUGUGCCCAAAGAGGGCCAGCCGAAACCCCUUUUCCUCCUAUUGUGGGGGACUUACAAGGCAUUUGUGCCUUUCAUUGGGAAUAGGGUUGCUUGCCGUGUCUCAGCUGCGUGGGGAUGAGGCUCUUUGAUCUUGUUAAUGUUGUCGCAGCUGCACCUGUGUGAUUGUCCAGCGCAGGGAGGCAGUGAUGCCGUGGGCUCUCCCGAGAUAGCGUUGAAUAGCCUGCCUGCCCACUCUCUAGUCUCGGGGCGGUUUUUCUACUCCGCCGUUGCUCAGUAGCUGUGGAAUGUAAUCUUUGCAGUCGCCAAUAAACGCCUGGCCCGUC